Messenger RNA from Bacidia gigantensis, 1122 nucleotides. RefSeq lists its product as uncharacterized. Lineage: Eukaryota; Fungi; Ascomycota; Lecanoromycetes; Lecanorales; Ramalinaceae. Gene Ontology annotation, molecular function: methyltransferase activity. The transcript is spliced from 2 exons. The record is from RefSeq and is a predicted model, not a curated record. The coding region runs from base 1 to 1122 and encodes 373 amino acids.
AUGAGCGCCUCAAAAGCUAGCCAGCCUACUGAGUCCACGCAACCAUCAUCUGCAGCAUCAAAUGAAACUCAAGCUGCUGCAGCCCAACCAGACGCCCCAGUCGAAGCAUCGUCAGCACCCACCGCCGCCGAGGAGGCUCCAAUCGAAGCGCAAGGGUCCUCCGAUGAAGUAUCAAGCGAGACCGACUCGGCAUUAGGAAGUGAGUAUGACGAGUCUACCUACACAGCAUCACUAAGCUCCAGCAUCACGGCCUAUCAGUAUGAGCACGGCCGCAGAUACCAUGCCAACCACGCCGUCAACUACGACCUGCCCAAUGACGAGAAUGAACAGGAGCGCAUGGACCUGCAAUAUCAUGCCUUACGCCUAGCCUUCGGUGACAAGCUCUUCUUUGCUCCGAUAGAUGAUAGUCCCGCUACAAUCCUCGACAUUGGUACCGGCACAGGCAUCUGGGUCAUUGAUAUAGCGGAGGCCUUGCCCGACACUCAGAUAAUUGGGACUGACCUUUCUCCAAUCCAACCUGGUUGGGUUCCGCCCAACGCGAAGUUCGAGGUUGACAAUGCUGAGCUACCGUGGACAUUUCCAGCCGAUCAUUUCGAUCUUGUGCACACACGCAUUAUGAAUGCAUUCGUGCAGGAUUGGAAUCGCCUCAUGGAACAGAGCUAUCGUCACCUCAAGCCUGGUGGCUGGGUCGAAUGCCAUGAGCUGAGCGUGGAUGUAAGGAGCGAUGAUGGGACCUUACCAGAAGACAGUCACAUCCAUCAGUGGUGCCUUAAUGAGGGGGAAGCAUGGAGGAAGAUAGGCUUGAGCGUGACACUGAGUGGAGAAGAAGUAGCGGACUGGAUGGAAAAGGCUGGUUUCGUGAACGUGACAAUCAAGCGAUUCAAGCUACCAAUUGGCACUUGGCCGAAAGACAAACAGUUGAGAGAGACGGGGGCUUUUCAGCUUGUUGCAAUGUUGGAAGGCAUCCAAGGAUUGACGAUUGCUCCCUGGGUGAGGCAUCUGGGAUGGAAUGAGCAGGAGGUUGAAGUAUUCGUUGCGAAAGUUCGCAAUGAGUGGAAGAGCGGAAAAUUCCAUACAUACUUCCCUCUGUACGCUGUCUACGGGCAGAAGCCACGAGCUUGA